This is a messenger RNA of Schizosaccharomyces osmophilus, 1941 nucleotides long. It is a transcript of the gene utp25, whose product is annotated as U3 associated protein Utp25. Gene Ontology annotation, biological process: maturation of SSU-rRNA from tricistronic rRNA transcript (SSU-rRNA, 5.8S rRNA, LSU-rRNA). The transcript has a single exon. The record is from RefSeq and is a predicted model, not a curated record. Gene Ontology annotation, cellular component: nucleolus; small-subunit processome. Gene Ontology annotation, molecular function: rRNA binding; U3 snoRNA binding. The coding region runs from base 1 to 1941 and encodes 646 amino acids. NCBI's taxonomy places the organism in Eukaryota, Fungi, Ascomycota, Schizosaccharomycetes, Schizosaccharomycetales, Schizosaccharomycetaceae.
AUGGCAGGGUUUGGCAACAUCAAUGAGAUGUCAAAAGAUGAAUUAGCUGGAAAGUCAUAUGAAGCUUUAUUAUACUUGAUGAAUAGCAAAAAAAAGAGAAAACCAGAGAAGAAAUCGGAAAGCGAAGAUUUGCCAAAGCAUAAAGAAAAAAAGAAUAAAGUCAUUGAGAAGUUAGAUGAACCGGACACAAACGAAGAGGAAAAUGAAACCAAUGAAGAAAACGAAUUAAUUGAUGCUCUUGUUCGUGAGGAUCUGGAUAAUUUAGAUGAAAAGGAAAACGAGACAUCUCAAGACCCUUUUAAUCGUCACUUUGAUAGUGAGAAUAUGCAGGCCAUUAGCGAAGCAAUUUCUUGUGUAAAGGCUAUGAAUUUGUCUCAAUCGUCUGAGGAAACCAAGCUAGGAAUUUCCCAAAUUUUCACGCCAGAUACAGAAGAGAAAGUUUCAUACAAUUGCAUACCUAAGAGCGAUAACGUUUCUGAUUUGGGUUUAAAGCAACGGAUCUUAGAAGCUUAUAAAUCACAAAAGCCAUCGGGGCAUUUGACGACUAUGCAAAUGGAGAUUGCCAAACACAUGUUCAAUUAUCAAGAUGUGUUUUUUACCAACAUGAACAUUAAAAGCCAUAAACUAAUAAGCUCUUUGUAUGCAUUGCAUGCUCUUAAUCACGUGUUUAAGACAAGAGAUCGUAUUUUAAAGAACAGUGCCAGGUUAUCUCAAAACCCCGAGCUAGAGUUUCGAGAUCAAGGAUACACUCGGCCAAAAGUCUUGGUCCUUUUACCAACAAGAAAUAGUUGUUACGAGUUUAUUAAUACUCUUAUAUCUUACUCAGGAGCUGAUCAGGUGGCUAAUCGUAACCGCUUCGAGGAUGAUUUUUCCAUUGAGAAGGAAGUUAUCUCUGAAAAGAAGCCCGAAGAUUUCCGUUAUUUGUUUGCGGGUAAUACUGAUGAUAUGUUUCGUAUUGGCAUCAAGUUUACCAGAAAAACCGUCAAACUGUUUUCUCAAUUCUACAACUCUGAUAUCAUAGUUGCUAGUCCAUUAGGCUUACGAUUGGCAAUUGGAAAUAAAGGUGAUAAGAAAAGGGAUUUGGAUUUCUUGAGUUCCAUUGAGGUUUCGAUUAUUGAUCAAGCCGAUUCUUUAUACAUGCAAAACUGGGAGCAUAUUGAAGCUAUCUUUGAUGAAAUCAAUAGCUUACCAAAAGAAGCUCAUGAUUGUGACUUUAGCCGUGUACGUCCGUGGUAUUUGGACCAGCAAGCUAAGUACAUGCGACAAACCGUUUUAUUUUCUCAGUACAAUGCUUUGGAUAUUAAUUCUUUUUUUUCGCAUUACAUGUUGAAUGUUGCAGGAAAAAUCAAGUUCCGUACAUUAAACCGUGGAAUUUUGAAUCAAUUAGGUUACAAAAUUAAACAGACGUACGUUCGUGUAUCUAGUGACUCCAUCAUCAAAUUACCGGAUGCUCGCUUCUCCUAUUUUGUCAACUCAGUCUUGCCCCAACUUGUUAAGAGUCCCCAAGGUGGUAUCUUGGUGUAUGUUCCUUCUUAUUUUGAUUUUGUGAGAAUACGAAAUCAUAUGGAUGACGAAGCAAUUAGUUACAGCGCCAUUUCUGAAUACUCUAGUACAUCCGAUCUAACUAGAGCCCGUACUUUAUUCCAACAGGGAAAAACUAAGAUUAUAUUGUAUACUGAGCGUGCUCAUCAUUUCCGUCGCUUUGAUAUCCGUGGAGUAAAGGCUGUUGUUAUGUAUGCUCCUCCAACAAAUCCUCAGUAUUAUGUGGAGCUAGCCAGAAUGCCAAUGCGUUCAAUUACCGAAGGAAAGUUGGAUCAGGACGCUGCAAAGUGUAGAAUCCUAUUUUCAAAAUACGAUUCCAUUAGCCUUGAAGGCAUUGUUGGUUUCCAAAGAGUUCCUAAUAUGUGUCAUGGAAGACAUGAGGUUUUCGAAUUUGUUUAA